This is a messenger RNA of Penicillium macrosclerotiorum, 432 nucleotides long. RefSeq lists its product as uncharacterized. Bases 1 to 432 code for a protein of 143 amino acids. Lineage: Eukaryota; Fungi; Ascomycota; Eurotiomycetes; Eurotiales; Aspergillaceae. The record is from RefSeq and is a predicted model, not a curated record. The transcript is spliced from 2 exons.
AUGGCAUCCCUUACCAUUCCAAAUACUGUGCUGCAAUUUGAAUCGGGGCUUGUGAACGUACUCGAGAAGGAAUCUGAAAUACUGCAGAAUAUCACCGACCAGUUUGCUCCUUUGAUGCCGAAUUUCCGUAAAAAAACAGAUCUCAAAUACUACAGAGAAUAUAUUGUGAAUAAAAUGAGUGCAGCGCCCAUUCUCGACAACACAGAAAGAUGCGGCAUUGGUGCAGAUCAUCAAAGGAUGUGCAAGUUCCAAAGCCCUAAUUACCAGGGGUAUAGAACAGCGGUGGCAGCUCUACGUCGCUAUGCUCGAGAAGCACCCAAAAUGAUUCAGAGAAGGUGCCAACGAGCUUCAAACCUGUAUCGAGAGGAGAAGUUGGUUGAGGCUGCAGAGCUAUUAGGGAUUGCUGAAACAACAGGCUCGGGUCCCCGCUAA